AUUUCUCAUUGGAUGGCACACAAGCAAUACUUUAAGGUAAUUUAGUCACAUUUUGCUCUUCUAUGUGGAUUUGAGUUAAUGUCUAUGAGACAGUGAGCUUUGAAUUUUUGAAGCAGAACUUUGAAGGUUAUAAUUUUCUAUCAAUCUAGCUAUAUUAUCAAAUAAGAAUUAAUUUUAAUAUUCGAGAGGACCUGUUAGUAGAUAUGCUCUAGGAAGCAUGAGCAUGGACACUUCAUUUGGGCUACUGUGUUCGUGUCUGACAUGUAUUGGGCCCUGGACACCUCUAGGACAUGCGGAUACCUAUGGGACAUAGUUGUAGAACCUGUUUUGCCCCUUCUUCUGUUUUUUAGGUGGUGUAAGGUUUUAAAAGCAACAAGGAUAUUGUUUGUGAUGAGGUGGUUGGACAUGAAGGCACUUUGGGAUUCAGUCACUAAUUUGGGAAGGCAUUUCUUUAGGCGGUUUGCUAUGGUUUUGGAGAUGAGUUUGUAAAUAACAUUGCAAAGGCUAAUAGGGUGGAAAUCUUUGGCUUUUUCCAGAGAUUUUAUUUUUGGUAUAAGGCAAAGGUAGGUGUUGUUAAUGUUGGGGGGCAUAAUACCCGAGUUUAGGACAGAGAGAGUUGCAGCAACGACAUCAUGGCCAGCGGUAUCCCAAUAGUGUUUAAAGAAAAGAGAGGCAUGCCGUCAGGUCUGGGUGUUGUAAUGGAUUUCAUCUGUUUCAGGGCUAGCUCUACCUCCACAGCAGUGUAUUCUUUAGUCAACUCCAAAUUCGUCCCUGGUGUUACUUUCCUCUCUAUCCCCUGUAGAAUGACAUCGAAGAGCUUGCAAGUUCAGUUGAUGAAAUGAAAAGAAUAUUUAAUUGCGUGGAUCAUUAUGAAGCACUGGGAUUCCCUUGCCACAAGACAAUAGAUGCAAAGAUUUUGAGUCAGGAAUACCGGAAGAAGGCUAUGCUUGUGCAUCCUGACAAAAAUAUGGGAUGUUCACAGGCAAGCGAAUCCUUUAAGAAACUCCAAUGUGCAUAUGAGGUUCUUUCUGAUUCCAUAAAGAAGAGAGACUAUGAUGAGCAAUUGAGAAAAGAAGAAUCCAGGACUAGGAGUGUGUGUCAGAGGUCCCAUAGUACAUCACAUCAGGGUAAUCAGGACUAUCACUCUGAAGAGUUGAGACGUAUACAGUGCACCAAGUGUGGCCUUUCACAUAUACGGGUAUGCACCAGUAGGAGCAAGGCUAAGGCAAGAUGGUGUCAGGAUUGCUGUCAGUAUCAUCAAGCCAAGGAUGGAGAUGGAUGGGUUGAAUACAGAGGCUCUCUGGUGGAAAUACCACGUGCUUUUGUCUAUGCUGAGAGCAAAAUCUUUGAUGUAUCAGAAUGGGCUAUCUUUCAGGGAAUGGCUUGUAGGCCCAACACUCAUCAGCCCAGCUUCCAUGUAAACAUGGAUGGCCUGGAGAAAACUCAACGAUCCAAGUCAUGCAGAUUCCCAUGGGAUUUGGAUGCUGAAAUGAUGGAUGAAGAUGAAGAAGCAUUUGAGUCGUGGCUUCAGCAGGCUCUGGCUUCUGGACUCCAUUCAACUUGCAGCAUAAGAAAGGAAAGAAGGAGAAGCAAUGGCACCGAAGAACGUCAUGCUGAAUUGUAAAGGGUAAAAGUUUUGUUUGCCCAUCACAAGGGGAUUGCUCUGAUCAAGGGUAAAAGUGAUGGAGUUUGUACAUGCGAAUCCUAGUAAUUCCAUCACUUUUGGUGGGCUUGGAAGGCUUAUAAUGGGUGACAUUGCUUUUCACAAUUGCAAAGAAUGUAGAUUGAUUAGAAACUUUUUUCUAUCCAUCUGAUUCUGAAAAAUAACGAAGUUUUUAGAGCUUUAGGUUGAUUGAAUUGGUUUGCAUAAUGCUAUGUGCCAGAGGAACCUGAUGUUUUCAGGUUGUUAACCCAUGAGAUUGAAAGCUUUUAGGGAAGAGGUGGAAAGGGAAAGAGAUUCUAUUAUUCCCAAUAGAAAUGUUACCACCAUCCAAGAACUUUAAAA
Quercus lobata is the source of this 2005-nucleotide messenger RNA. Its product is annotated as dnaJ homolog subfamily C member 14-like. Bases 839 to 1624 code for a protein of 261 amino acids. NCBI's taxonomy places the organism in Eukaryota, Viridiplantae, Streptophyta, Magnoliopsida, Fagales, Fagaceae. The transcript is spliced from 8 exons. The record is from RefSeq and is a predicted model, not a curated record.